AUGUUCGCGUGGCUCUCUGGCAUCGAGCAGUGCGUCUGCUCCCAUGCCCAGGACAGAGGCACUGUCUGGGACACGAACCUGGAGAUCAACGACAGCUUCCCAGCGGUACCCGGGUUCAAGGACUCGCUGGUCUUGCAGAGUACGGAGUACCCGGAGACCCUUCCUCGGCUACGUGGAAAGCUGCCGCCCGGCCCGCGGCUGCGGUCCGUGCCCACCUUCCGAGCCUCUGAGUCCGAGACGAUGCAUGGCGAGCCGCUGCUGCUUGGCACGCUGAUGCAUAUCAAGCUGGAGGAAUCCGUUCAGCAGAUGACGGUCACGCUCUAUGCCAACGGCUUUUCAAUGUCGCCGAUGGCCGGAGGAAGUGAUACGAAGCGAGUGAACCGGGCCUGGUCACCCUUUUCCCUUGUGGAGAAGUGCCAGGUCAAAACCUUGCAGCACUCUGCCUACUGGGCGGUAUUCAAGCUCACAGUCUUCCGUUCGGGAGGGCACGACCUCUGCCUCUACUUCGCCUGCACGGGAGGCAAUGCCUACAAGGAGCGCGACCGGUGGGUGGAGAAGAUCGGUUCGCUUUGCGGUGAGGUGACCCGAUCCCUCUUCCCACCGGCAGCCGAGAUCAAGGUCCAACCCCUGCCGGGCAUCGAAUCAACCUCCACCCGGAUAUUGGCCGGCUUUCUCCUCCAAGGGUGCAACAUGGACACCUGCCAGCUCGUCUACGCCGAGCUCCACGCGUACGUUGCAGGAGAGGCGAAGUUAACUCUCUAUCGGGACGAGUGGUGCGACCGAGAGUUGUCGACGAUCAUUCUUUCCAAUGCGUCCACUGUCAGCACGCGGUCCGGCGUCCACUGCAAUGUCUUCGGUAUCGACCAUCACCGCUUCUGUGCCCGCGAUGCCGACGAGAAGGAGCUCUGGCUCCGGGCCGUCAGCAACGUCAAGGUGAAGCUGAUGUUCGAGGCGCCGGAUCCGACGCCUGAGGAGCUGUGGAUCUUCCGCCACUCCGUCCAAGAGCGGAUAGCGCUGCUGGACGGCACCCGCGCCACUCAGACCACCGAGGCUCUCCUCUUGGAGGUCACGAACCGGCCGCCAGUGAGCCCCAAUGGCGACUCGGUGGACCCAGAUCCCAUUGAGGAUCCGCACCCCGAGGGUCCGACUCCGAAAGCGGAGGCGUUUCGGCAAGGGGGAGGCAGCGGCGAUGUCGCUGCCGGCCCAGCCAAUGCUUCCAACCCUCCCGCGCCGGCGCAGGUGCACACGCUGAAGGUUCCGGAACCAGCCGAGGGCGACUUGUCCGAAGGGCCGGCGGCCGAAGCUGUUGAUGCCAAGGAGGUGGCCGCAGAGCAAACCGAUGAGCAGCUCCACCCUGGCGAAGGCUCCGUGGCCGCUCGCGUUCCCCGGGCCCGAGCUGCCCCGAGGCGACUCAAAGAUGUGGCGACCCACGAGGCAACGCUCCGCACGAACACGACCGAGGAGGUGGAGGAGCCAGAUGUGGCGGCGGAGAGCCUGCAGGCCCAUCCUUGCCUCGGUGACUUGCUAGUGCGGGAUGGAAGAAUUCUGGAGGGCGUUGGCCGCAACAGCAUAGACAGCCGAAUCAAUGGGGCUCUAUCAGCAAGCUCUGUAGGCUUCAAGCUUCAGAACCCCAUAUCCAGAACCCCAAAGGCCAUUUGCUGUCCUUUCGAGAAUGCCGAGGGCCUGUUCACCUCUCGAAGAAGGUGUAGCGUUGGAGGUCAGCUCACCGACAAUUCCUUACCACAGCCAGAACCAGGCUUGGCAAGGCACAAAGUAGCAGCAAACACCAAGCAGCACAACUUCUUUCCUCACUUCCUGCUGCCGUUUGCCAAAGUAGCAGAUCAUUUUUCAGACGUGUGA
Messenger RNA from Symbiodinium natans, 1860 nucleotides. NCBI's taxonomy places the organism in Eukaryota, Dinophyceae, Suessiales, Symbiodiniaceae. The record is from the annotation of a GenBank genome assembly.